GCGCGGGGUUUAAACCGGCGGCGGUUGCCGGGCGGGUGUCUCGCUGCUCGGCCGGACGCGGUUCCCGUGCCAUGGAGUCCCGCGUCUACCGCAACGUUCAGCCCGGUGCCGUUAUUAACAUCCAGCGGAGCAGUGGCUUAAUCCAUAAGGCAACGGUGAAGGCGGUGAGCGUGGAGUACGCCUGUGUGAGCGUGGAGUGGUCUGAGAGCGGCGUCACUAAGGGCAAGGAGCUUGAUAUUAAAGACGUGAUUGCAAUAAAUCCUGAAUUAUUAGAACUACCUCCUGCGGAUGUGAAGGAGAAUGUUCCUUUGCAAGACAAUGUAACUUUACAGAAACAGAAGCGUAGAACAACCCUUUCAAAGAUUCCUGCUCCACGGGAAGCUGUCCAUGGCCGUUCCCGGAUGUCUGCUAUUGCAGAACCCCACUGCGGCUUCCAGGAAGAUGAGAUGGCAGUAGAUCCCUCCGCUUCUUUGCAAACCAGAAAAUAUUUGACAGUUAUUGCUGGCCGAACCAGGCCUAGUGAGCUGGAUUGUAUCCCAGAAGCUUCCCUGACAAGUGUUAAUGGUAAUACAGAGAAUUAUCUGCCUGCUGCUAGAACAAACUCUUCAGUGAGCCCAGUUCGAAGAAGAUCUAACAUUGUGAAAAAGAUGGAGAAAAUGAAAAACAAGAGAGAAGAAAAGAGAGCUCAAAUUAAUGAAAUCAGGAUAAAACGAGCACAGGAGUUUGACAGCACCUGUCCAAACUGGGAGUUUGCACGUAUGAUCAAGGCAUUCAGAGAAAAUUUAAACUACCAGCCAAUAUCUAUAAAUGAUCCAAUAGAAGAGCACAGGAUUUGUGUCUGUGUGAGAAAGCGCCCUCUCAAUAAGCAAGAACUUCAAAAAAAGGAAUGUGAUGUGGUUACUGUUCCAAGCAAGUGUGUCCUGAUGGUGCAUGAGCCAAAGCAGAAAGUAGACCUAACAAAAUACCUUGAAACCCAAACAUUUAGAUUUGACUUUUCAUUUGAUGAAACUGCUACGAAUGAAAUGGUAUACAGAUUCACUGCUAGACCUCUUGUAGAGACCAUCUUUGAGGGUGGGAGGGCGACAUGCUUUGCAUACGGCCAGACAGGAAGUGGCAAGACACAUACUAUGGGUGGUGAUUUGUCUGGGAGAAACCAGAAUGCCUCAAAGGGCAUAUAUGCUUUUGCCUCACAAGAUGUCUUCCUCCUCCUAAACCAGCCCAGGUACAGGAGUCAGAAUCUGGAAGUCUAUGUGACUUUCUUUGAAAUAUACAAUGGAAAAGUGUUUGAUCUCCUGAAUAAGAAGGCCAAACUUCGAGUCCUGGAGGAUGGCAAGCAACAGGUCCAGGUUGUUGGUCUCCAAGAAGAACCAGUUAGCUGUGCUGAGGAUGUCAUCAAAAUGAUCACGAUUGGCAGUGCCUGCAGGACAUCUGGGCAGACUUUUGCAAAUGCCAACUCUUCACGGUCACACGCCUGCUUCCAAAUCAUACUGCGCCGAAGAGGACAAAUGAUUGGCAAAUUUUCCUUGGUGGAUCUGGCAGGAAAUGAAAGGGGUGCAGACACAUCUAAUGCUGAUCGGCUGACGCGGAUGGAAGGUGCUGAAAUCAAUAAGAGCUUGCUGGCUUUGAAGGAGUGCAUUCGAGCUUUAGGGCAGAACAAGUCUCAUACCCCCUUUCGGGAGAGCAAGCUGACACAGGUGCUAAGAGACUCUUUCAUAGGAGCAAACUCCAGGACUUGCAUGAUAGCAAUGAUUUCUCCAGGCAUGAAUUCGUGUGAGUACACCUUAAACACACUGAGAUAUGCUGACAGAGUGAAAGAGCUCAGCCCUCAUGAUGGAGGUGGUGAAAAUCAGUGUCAGAUGGAGAAUGAGGAGGCUGAGACCAGCCCUGAAAGCUCAGGUCUUCAAUUCAAUUUUUCCAAAGAAGGGGAGGAAGAACUCUCUCCCUACAUGUUCAGCUAUCGAGAGGUUAUGACUCAAAUUAAUGAACAGGAGGAGAAGGUUGUGGAACAGCUCAGACAACUGAGACAGAAAAUAACUACUGAACUUGACUGCCUGUUGGAAAUCACAGAGAAACCAGAUUAUGAUCUUGAGACCUUUGUGAGAAGAGCUAAGUACUUCACAGAGGACAGCUCAAGAAAUUUCCUUAGUGUCAAAGAAACACUGGAUGCCCUGGGGACUGCCAUGCAACUGGAGGAGCAAGCCAGCAAACAGCUAAGCUUGCAGAGGCCUUAA
Lonchura striata (white-rumped munia) is the source of this 2231-nucleotide messenger RNA. RefSeq names its product kinesin family member 2C (gene KIF2C). Gene Ontology annotation, biological process: microtubule-based movement; microtubule depolymerization. The record is from RefSeq and is a predicted model, not a curated record. Gene Ontology annotation, molecular function: ATP binding; microtubule motor activity; microtubule binding. Gene Ontology annotation, cellular component: microtubule. Lineage: Eukaryota; Metazoa; Chordata; Aves; Passeriformes; Estrildidae.